ACCCUCUCCCGCCCCUUGUCCCUGUGCUCACCUCCAGCUCUACGGGUCCCUCCCUGGCCGACCGCCGCCUUUAUAACUGCUCGGCGCCGCCAGGUCGCAAUCGCUGCCUGGCGGGUCCUUUCCCAGCACCCAGGGGCGCCUGUGCCACGGUCACCCUCCCAGGACCAGGGGUAAGGAGCAAAGAAGGAAGGAACGAAGGAACGAAGGAACGAAGGAAGGGAGAAAAAGAAAAUUGGAUCAGGGAGGCCUUUCAGUGGACCAGAAUGACAUCCAAGUCCACAGUGGCCCCUGGCUGCGGCAGCCAUCUGAACUCCAAGUACCACAGACUGUGUGACACGUCAGAAGUGUGGGGCAUCGUCCUGGAAGCGCUGGCCACUGCUGGGGUGGUGACCACGGUGGCCUUCCUGCUGGCGCUGCUGGUCCUGGUCUGCAAGGUGCAGGACUCCUGCAAGCGGAAGCUGCUCCCAACCCAGUUCCUCUUCCUGCUGGGUGUGCUGGGGCUCUUCGGCCUCACCUUCGCCUUCAUCAUCGUGCUGGAUGGCCGCACGGGCCCUACGCGCUUCUUCCUCUUUGGCGUCCUCUUCGCGCUCUGCUUCUCCUGCCUCCUGGCGCAUGCGCUCAACCUGACCAAGCUGGUCCGAGGCCAGAGGUCGCUACCUCUGCUGGGCUUGCUGGGCCUGGCUCUGGGCUUCAGCCUGGUGCAAGAUGUCAUUGCCGUGGAGUACCUGGUCCUCACCAUGAACAGAACCAGCACCACCAUCUUCCAGGAGCUGUCCAGCCAGCGGCGCAAUGCAGACUUUGUCAUGCUGCUCAUUUACGUUCUCUGCCUCAUGGUGCUGACCUUUCUUGCCUCCUCCUUCACCUUCUGUGGCUCCUUCUCAGGCUGGAAGAGACAUGGCGCCCACAUCUACCUCACCACUCUCCUGUCCAUUGCCCUCUGGGUCACCUGGAUUGUCCUGCUCCUGAUCCCCAACAUAGAAACCAGGUGGGAUGACACCAUCCUUGCCUCUGCGCUGGUGGCCAAUGGCUGGGUCUUCCUGCUGGUUUAUGUCGGGCCCGAGUUUUGGCUGCUCACCAGGCAACGGAACCCCAUGGAUUACCCCAUGGAGGAUGCUUUCUGCAAACCUCAGCUCAUGAAGCAGAGCUAUGGGGUGGAGAACAGGGCCUACUCACAAGAGGAGAUAACUCAAGGUCAGGAAGAGCUGGGGGACACACUCUACGCUCCUUAUUCUACCCACUUCCAGCUGCAGAAUCGGACCUCCCAGAAGGAUUUCUCCAUCCCACGGGCCCAGACUCAGACCAGCCCUUAUAAUAACUACGAAGGCAGGAAAGAGGAGAGUUAGCUUCAGUCUGAAGAGCCGGAAGAAGUGGAGAGUUUGGAAGGGAUGUGGGCUUCAAGGACUCCCUACAAAACCUUGGGGAGAGCCCAGCUCCGCUGCUCUGCUGUUCUGGACUCCAGGGGGCGCUCUUAGCAGUGUCUCCCCCUUCAUCUCAGACUCUAGGACACUUCUUUUCAGUGGGAGUCUCAGGGUGAGCCUCUUAACUUCCCGUGAUUGAGGCCUUGCUCAUAGCCAGCUUCAGCUUCUGGUUUUGUGGGGGUGGGUUGGUGUGAAGCAGAACCAAAUCUGAGCAAAACCAGCAAAGGCCUGUCUCUCAGCCUCACCCUGCAAAAAUAUACACUGGGAGCUAUCUACUGGCACCCUCCCUUUGAUUGCCUGGGUUGGGUGACUACAGGUCACCCUCAAUCUGCUCAUCUCAGUGGGGGCUGAACCAGGGUCUCUAUAGGCCCUCAGAAACCAUUCAUAACCCACACCUUCCCUGUACCAUUCCCAAACUCGCUGUCAACCCCCAACCCUCAUCUCCCCAAAAUGCCUCCCCAACGGGCCCCCUGGACCUCAGAGCUGACCCUCCACCUCACCUGCUCCACCACCCCAGUGUGUGGGGGGGGGCUCCCUUGAACUUCACUGGUGGUUCCCAUUUCUCAUUGCCAGGGGCACCACUGUUACUCCACAUUCCCCGUGCUGGCUCCUCUCCCUCGCCUUCUCUGCCUCUGGGAGGAGACUCACUGAGUCCACCUCCUGGCUCCUGCAAUGGGCAUUGUCUACUAAUGGGGCUUCCCCUUGUGUGAUAACUUAUUCACUGCUCCUAGCUGGAGCAGCUUUAAUAAAGAUGUGGUGGCAAUUCU
This is a messenger RNA of Erinaceus europaeus (western European hedgehog), 2185 nucleotides long. RefSeq names its product G protein-coupled receptor class C group 5 member A (gene GPRC5A). NCBI's taxonomy places the organism in Eukaryota, Metazoa, Chordata, Mammalia, Eulipotyphla, Erinaceidae. Gene Ontology annotation, cellular component: signaling receptor complex; extracellular exosome; plasma membrane. Gene Ontology annotation, molecular function: G protein-coupled receptor activity; protein kinase activator activity. The record is from RefSeq and is a predicted model, not a curated record. Bases 264 to 1343 code for a protein of 359 amino acids. Gene Ontology annotation, biological process: G protein-coupled receptor signaling pathway. The transcript is spliced from 5 exons.